Humulus lupulus (European hop) is the source of this 2138-nucleotide messenger RNA. RefSeq names its product cyclin-dependent kinase B2-1-like. Lineage: Eukaryota; Viridiplantae; Streptophyta; Magnoliopsida; Rosales; Cannabaceae. The transcript is spliced from 10 exons. Gene Ontology annotation, biological process: G1/S transition of mitotic cell cycle; protein phosphorylation; regulation of G2/M transition of mitotic cell cycle. Gene Ontology annotation, cellular component: cyclin-dependent protein kinase holoenzyme complex; nucleus; cytoplasm. The coding region runs from base 308 to 865 and encodes 185 amino acids. The record is from RefSeq and is a predicted model, not a curated record. Gene Ontology annotation, molecular function: cyclin-dependent protein serine/threonine kinase activity; cyclin binding; ATP binding.
ACAAGCCCAAGAGCCCAAGAGCCCAAGAGAAAACUCUUAGGAAACCUAAUUCCUUCUGUAGACCAAACCGACUCAUCUCUCCAUAGCCGCUUCUUCUACUUCACCAAAAUCAUUUCCCUCACUUCUUCUAUUUCUUCUUGGAAGCUUUCUUCAUGAUCUGACUUCUUCACAAAAAAAGGUUGAGAGGUUUGCUGCAAAGCUGAGGGGAUCUGGUUCUCCUUUCAAAUGCAUUGGCUUAGGCAUGGUUCAACAAGUGAACGAGGAAGGCGUUCCUCCCACCACUCUCCGUGAGGUCUCCAUCUUGUGAAUGCUCUCCAGGGAUCCCCAUGUCGUCAGGUUAAUUGAUGUCAAACAUGGGUUGAAUAAGGAAGAGAAGACAGUUCUGUAUUUGGUGUUCGAGUAUAUGGAGACUGAUCUCAAGAAAUUCAUCCGUUCCUUUCGUCAAACUACAAGGAAAGUCCCUCUCGAUAUCGUCAAGACUCUGAUGUUCCAACUUUUCAAGGGUGUAGCCUUUUGCCAUGGCCACGGGAUCUUACACAGGGAUCUUAAGCCACACAAUCUUCUUAUGGAGCAAAAGACGCUGAUGCUUAAAAUUGCAGAUCUUGGGUUGGCUCGAGCUUUUACUGUAGAGAUAACAUCUCAUUUUUGUCUCUCUCUGCAUCUCGCCCUUGCCUCCUCCGGCGUCUCCGAUCUCCUCCGAUGGUGUUCGUUUUCUUUUUGGGUGAAUUCUGUUUUGCUUUUGCUUCUAAGCCCUGCAAAACAGAGAAUCGAAGAAGGGAGCUUGAGCAAAAUAGAGAAUCGAAGAACAAGGCAGUGGCUUCUGUAUUUUCUUUUCGUGUUCGUUUAUGCAAUGAGAGGUCUGUGAAAUGAUAGCAUGUGUCUUCAAGUUUUAUUUUAGCUAUUAAGUAGGACACUGCUUAUUUGAGAGCUGAUAUUGCAAAGUUAUAGGCUGUUUGGUAGGCUUUGCUCCUGUCAUGGAGAAUUUUUCAACUACUUUGUUUAUGAAUCCUUCUUAAAUGAUAAUAAGGAGACUGCCAUUACUAUGCUAGACGUAAAGAUAGAUGUGUUACUGGAGCAAUUUAUAACUAUACCAUGCAGCUACUGGAUUAUCAUGACUUCUCCGUAGAAUCAAAUUACAAUUUAACAGAGGCACUUAUGUUCUUAUCUCAUUUUAUUGGGGAUAUCCAUCAGGGCCAAUUCUUGGAGGGUAAUGUGCUGUAUUAUUUUGGUCGAUGGUUUUGGUGGGUGAGUCUUCUAAUGGAGGCAUGUAAUGGGGUCGCAUGGUAUUCUAUAUUUAUAUUGAUCUUAAAGAAGGUGUACUCAUACCGCAUUGGUGUGCAUAGAAGAUAAGUUUCUAUUUUUAUUUUCUCUUUUCAUAUUGAUUCCCUUAUCUUUUUCUUAUUUUAUCUUUUUCUUAUUUGAAGUAGAUAUUUGUUGGAUUAUGUCAAACACUUUUAUCUAGUAGGUGGCAUGAGUAACUUGGAACAAUUUUUUAUACUUUUUAAAUUAUUUUAUCUAUCGAACUAAAAUUAAUAUCUUUUUAGUAUAUUAAAAAAAAUCACUAACCUUUUGAUGGUUCCCUCAAACUUUUAGAAAAGAAAUCAAUGCAUUUCUUUAACACCAUUGAAAAGAGAAAAAUAGUUCAAUGCAUGAGUAUUAUGUUUUCUGAAUUGAUGAUUGUACUUUUGUAAAAAAACAAUAUGAGAUAUAACUUUUAUCUUUGAAUUUAGUUGUCUAUGUUUAUGUAAAUAAGAAUUAGUUUUCUUCUAUGUUUUUUCAAACUAAUGUACUUUUUUUUGUUUUUUUUCAGUUUUUGGAAGAUUACUAAUUUGAAACUUGCAUAUGUACUGAUCUAAUUUUACUAUGCUAUUACUAUAUGAAAAGAAAUCUCACUAACCUUUUAUGGAUGAAAUCAAACUGCAUUACUUCAACAAUUUCUGCAAGUGAAAUAAAUCAUUCCAGAGUUGAAAUUACAGUGUAUUAAUUCAACACUUUUUGUAGGUGUAAUUGAUAUGGUAUUUUUAAUUAUUUGAGAGUUUAUAAUGAUGAGAGAGGAGGUUUGAUGAGAUAAUGAUUUUAAUCAUGGCUGUAAAUGACAUUGGUUGUGUCCUAUGGUAAUGGUUGUAUAUUUCUCAACA